Eimeria mitis is the source of this 816-nucleotide messenger RNA. Its product is annotated as oxidoreductase, putative. Gene Ontology annotation, molecular function: 3-dehydrosphinganine reductase activity. Lineage: Eukaryota; Apicomplexa; Conoidasida; Eucoccidiorida; Eimeriidae. Gene Ontology annotation, cellular component: endoplasmic reticulum membrane. The transcript has 2 exons. Gene Ontology annotation, biological process: sphingolipid biosynthetic process. Bases 1 to 816 code for a protein of 271 amino acids. The record is from RefSeq and is a predicted model, not a curated record.
AUGGGAAGCAUAGUUCUUCUCUACGUGGCUCAGUUGGUUCUUAGCCGUUCUGCACGCCUCUCAAACACCAAACGACCAGAUGCUAUGUUUCCCUUUUCACUCGAGGGUAGACAUGUUCUAGUAACAGGGGGCUCAAAGGGUAUUGGAUACGCCAUAGCUACUCAGGCAGUAAAGAAAAGGGCAAAGCUGAUUACACUGGUUGCCCGUGAUGCUGAUGCCCUUCAAGAAGCACAAAACAACUGCAUACAACUCGCGAACAAACUCGGAGUUUCCGUCACCGUGCAGACCGUAUCAGCAGAUUUGGCGGACCCAACAGCCGCCAUUGAAUGCCUUGAUCGCGCUGUUGCCUUAAAGGGCUUGACGAAGGACUCAGCGGCCUGCAGCCGCUCUGAAGAAAAAGAGAAAGAAGAGGGGGCGCCUAUAGAAGUAUUUUUCUGCAACGCAGCGGACGUAGACCCUCGUCCUUUCUGUGCUAUGGCGAACAGCAAUAUACAAAAAACAAUAGCAAUGAACAUCAGCACGCCCUUCCUGCAAGUCAAACACAUCCUCCCCAGCAUGAUGAAGCGACAGUUUGGCGCUAUUUGCUUCACUAACAGCCUCGCUUCAUUCGUUCCAAUAUAUGGAUUUUCUACAUACAGCGCCACCAAGUCCGCACUCAUAGCAUUUGCAGAAGUAAUCAAUCAAGAAGUGGCAGGCAUGGAUAUUCUCGUUGCUAAUGCCUUCCUGCCCAGUGUCAAUACACCCGGAUACCAAAGGGAAAAACAAGUUCGCCACAGAGUAUGCGCUAAGAACACCAAACACAACCAGCACUCCUAA